AGCUCCACUGCGCAGGCGCCGCUCUCGGCACCAUGGCGGCCGCAUUAAUCCUAUUGCGCGCACUCCGCCAAAUCCCGGAGCCUGGGCCCAGGCGCUUAUGGGACCUGCUCUCGAUCAGGCACCCAGGCUUCUCGUCUGGGUCUUGGAGCAGGCGGCCAUACAUGGUCCGUGGGACUCCGGUUGGCCUCGCUGCGGCUGGAGGCCAAGCGCCGCAGAACUUGCUAUUUCGAAUACUGACCCCUAGCUUUGGAGGUAUUAGCGGAUUGUUACUGAAACAACAUAUAGUUCCAAAUGCAAUCAGACUGUGGCAGCUUUCAGGUAGUACUUACUAUUUUAAUACCUCACGGAUGAAGCAGAAGAAUAAAGACAAUGAUAAACCCAAAGGCAAGGCCCCUGAAGAUGAUGAAGAAGAGAGGAGACGAAAAGAGCGGGAAGACCAGAUGUAUCGUGAAAGGCUACGCACUUUGUUCAUCAUUGCUGUUGUAAUGAGCCUGCUGAAUUCCCUCAGUACCAGUGGGGGCAGUAUUUCUUGGAGCGACUUUGUCAAUGAGAUGCUGGCUAAAGGCGAGGUGCAGCGUGUGCAGGUGGUUCCCGAAAGUGAUGUGGUGGAAGUCUAUCUGCAUCCUGGAGCCGUGGUGUUUGGCCGGCCUCGCCUGGCCUUGAUGUACCGGAUGCAGGUUGCAAAUAUAGACAAAUUUGAAGAAAAGCUUCGAGCAGCUGAAGAUGAACUGAACAUCGAGAGCAAGGACAGGAUUCCCGUUUCCUACAAGCGGACAGGAUUCUUUGGAAAUGCCCUCUACGCCCUGGGGAUGACAGCAGUGGGCUUGGCCAUCCUGUGGUAUGUUUUCAGACUGACUGGGAUGACAGGAAGGGAAGGUGGAUUCAGUGCUUUCAAUCAGCUGAAAAUGGCACGUUUCACUAUUGUGGAUGGGAAGACAGGGAAAGGAGUCAGCUUCCAAGAUGUGGCAGGAAUGCAUGAAGCCAAAUUGGAAGUCCGAGAGUUUGUGGAUUAUCUGAAGAGCCCAGAGCGUUUCCUUCAGCUUGGUGCCAAGGUUCCAAAGGGUGCCCUGUUACUGGGACCCCCUGGUUGUGGGAAGACACUGUUGGCCAAGGCAGUAGCCACAGAGGCUCAGGUGCCCUUUUUAGCAAUGGCUGGCCCGGAGUUUGUCGAGGUAAUUGGAGGACUGGGAGCUGCCCGUGUGCGAAGCCUCUUCAAGGAAGCCCGAGCGCGAGCCCCUUGCAUAGUGUACAUUGAUGAGAUUGAUGCUGUGGGAAAGAAGCGUUCUACCUCCAUGUCCGGCUUUUCCAACACAGAGGAAGAACAGACCCUCAACCAGCUGCUGGUUGAGAUGGACGGAAUGGGUACCACAGACCAUGUCAUCGUCUUGGCAUCCACGAAUCGAGCUGAUGUUUUGGACAAUGCUCUGAUGAGGCCAGGUCGACUCGAUAGGCAUGUCUUCAUUGAUCUUCCCACUCUUCAGGAGAGACGGGAGAUUUUCGAGCAGCACCUGAAAGGCCUGAAGUUGACCCAGCCUAGCAGUUUUUACUCCCAGCGGCUGGCAGAGCUGACACCAGGAUUCAGUGGCGCUGACAUCGCCAACAUCUGCAAUGAGGCCGCACUGCAUGCUGCACGGGAGGGGCACACAUCUGUCCACACGCUCAACUUUGAGUAUGCCGUGGAGCGUGUCAUUGCUGGAACUGCUAAAAAGAGUAAGAUCCUUUCCAAGGAGGAGCAGAGAGUGGUUGCCUUCCAUGAAUCUGGCCAUGCCUUGGUCGGUUGGCUGCUAGAACAUACAGAAGCUGUAAUGAAGGUCUCCAUAGCACCUCGAACAAACGCUGCCCUGGGCUUCGCUCAGAUGCUCCCUCGGGACCAGUACCUCUUCACCAAGGAGCAGCUGUUUGAGCGGAUGUGCAUGGCCCUAGGCGGUCGCGCAGCUGAGGCCAUCUUUUUCAAUAGAGUUACCUCUGGGGCCCAGGAUGACUUGAGGAAGGUUACCCGCAUUGCCUACUCCAUGGUGAAACAGUUUGGGAUGGCACCUAGCAUUGGGCCUGUCUCCUUCCCCGAGGCACAAGAGGGCCUCAUAGGCAUUGGACGACGUCCCUUUAGCCAGGGCCUCCAGCAGCUGAUGGACCAUGAAGCAAAACUGCUGGUGGCUAAAGCCUAUAGGCACACUGAGAGGGUGCUGCUUGACAACCUGGACAAGCUGCAGGCGCUGGCGAAUGCCCUUCUGGAAAAGGAAGUGAUAAACUAUGAGGACAUUGAGGCCCUCAUUGGCCCUCCGCCCCAUGGUCCAAAGAAAAUGAUUGCACCACAGAAAUGGAUUGAUGCUGAAAAGGAGAAACAAGCCUCAGCGGAGGAGGAUGCUCCGGCUCCCUAGCCCCACUCGGCUCGGCUCACUGCUUUCCUCGGCUGCACCUGCAGUUAGUGCAGAACUUACUUGUUGGCAAGCUGCCACCAGCCUCCCAGAGUCUUUUCACCUGAAACUUGAACCUCAGCUUCUGUUAGCUCUCUCUGGUUUUUGCCGAAGACUUUGGAUAUCUAUUGGUUCAAGAUUAUUAAAUCGAAUGCAGAGACAACUGACCUUUCCAUAUGUAUUGCUUUCCUUGUGGACUAGACUCAAUGGAAUAGUCUAGUCCCUGGGGCUUCAGAUGCAGUCUCCAUGUGUGACUCUGUAGGUAGCCCACCAGUUGGACUAAAGAAUCCCCUGUUUAUGUCUUGGACUCCCUCAGAAUGCUAAUAGGAUCCAAGAUGAAAGACCCUCUGAACUGACUGUCCUCAUCACUGUGCUCACUCAUUAAGGGGGCCAAAGUUGGGAACAGGCACUGUUGGAAGAUGCAAAUACUGCCACCUACUGCUGUGUGCAAGUGGAGAAUUUCCCCUGUCUUGUUCUUAUGUAUAGAGUGUCUUGGCUUCCACCACCAUUGAUUCCUCACACAUUUUGUGAUAGAGAAUCCACAUUUGA
This is a messenger RNA of Mesocricetus auratus (golden hamster), 2963 nucleotides long. It is a transcript of the gene Spg7, whose product is annotated as SPG7 matrix AAA peptidase subunit, paraplegin. Gene Ontology annotation, molecular function: zinc ion binding; ATP hydrolysis activity; ATP-dependent peptidase activity. Gene Ontology annotation, biological process: protein-containing complex assembly; mitochondrial protein processing. The record is from RefSeq and is a predicted model, not a curated record. NCBI's taxonomy places the organism in Eukaryota, Metazoa, Chordata, Mammalia, Rodentia, Cricetidae. Gene Ontology annotation, cellular component: m-AAA complex; membrane. The coding region runs from base 33 to 2378 and encodes 781 amino acids. The transcript is spliced from 17 exons.